Molecule: messenger RNA, 690 nt
Organism: Ornithodoros turicata
Lineage: Eukaryota; Metazoa; Arthropoda; Arachnida; Ixodida; Argasidae
Product: histone-lysine N-methyltransferase SETMAR-like
Exons: 4
Coding region: 1-690 (229 amino acids)
Molecular function (GO): nucleic acid binding
Source: RefSeq, a predicted model, not a curated record
AUGACCGACAACGAAAGGACUUCAGGCUCAGUUUGGUCACGAUACACUCAACGCAGGGAAGCGUUUGAGUGGUGGAAACGGUUCCGAGACGGCCGUUCAUCAGUGCAGGACGAUCCCGGCCUGGGCGGCUCCGAGCCCAGUGUCAGUGUUCCUGAGAACAUCCAACUUGUGGAGCGCCUCAUCUUCAAGGACCGACGAAUAACAUCUCUCGAACUGGCUCGAAAGACGGGCCUUUCUGUGGGAACGUUGAAAACUAUCACUCAUGAACACCUCCAGUUUCGUAAAGUUAGUGCCCGUUGGGUCCCAAGGCAGCUCUCUGUGUUUGACCGGCAGAGAAGACUGGAAAUCUCCCAAGAGCUAAGAGUGGAAGCAUCCGGGCUCGCCAGCUCCCAAGAAGUUCCGAAGCACCCCGUCCGCAGUGGUAUCACCAUCAAUAGUGCAUAUUACUGCCAGGUUCUCAGCGAUGUGCAUAAGGCGCUGAAGCAAAAGCGGCCCGGCCUCAUCAGCAAAGGAGUCCUCCUGCUACAGGACAAUGCACGCCCGCAUACCGCGCAUCCCACGGCACGCACCUUACAGGAACUUGGCUGGGAGUUGUUGCCACAUCCCCCUUACAGUCCAGGCCUCGCUUCCAGCAAUUUCCAUCUCUUCGGGCCACUGAAGGCAUUCCUUGGGGGCCGCCACUUCAGCUGA